AGGAUUGAAAGGUUGCUUUAUCGAAAAAUCAUUUUAACAAAUGAAAGUAUUGCUAUAUCCUUUCUUUCAUCACUUUGUAUUUGGUGCCAAUGCUGUAGUGAUUUUGCUCGAGGCGUUGUGAAAUCAUUGUGCAUUGAGGGCAAUGUACUUCUGAGUACAACCACAGAAAUCCUUUCGCUAUGCACCGGCACCACCAAUCUUGCAUUAUGGAUGGCACAAUCGGACUUCAAUGGAAUGACGAAUCCUCUGCUGCAGCCUUUGAAUAACCUCCCCCUAAUGUCAUUGUCACUUAGUAUAUCCUCAAUUUUUUGCCACACUGAAUUUGUCUCCCUUUCUGCUUUCAAGGCUUUCAGUACAGUAACACAUCUUGAAAUUCUCAAUGGCUGGGUGCUAUGUAACUCUACUGUUGGUCUGGAGUAUCUUGAUUGA
This is a messenger RNA of Suillus bovinus, 429 nucleotides long. RefSeq lists its product as uncharacterized. The annotation marks the transcript as partial. The transcript has a single exon. The record is from RefSeq and is a predicted model, not a curated record. NCBI's taxonomy places the organism in Eukaryota, Fungi, Basidiomycota, Agaricomycetes, Boletales, Suillaceae.